Molecule: messenger RNA, 1030 nt
Organism: Stylophora pistillata
Lineage: Eukaryota; Metazoa; Cnidaria; Anthozoa; Scleractinia; Pocilloporidae
Source: RefSeq, a predicted model, not a curated record
CCAACCAGUGGACCAGAGCCAGGUGCUCAAAUUUCUUUCAAAGAAUCUCUUAUCAGCAAGCUGAAUUCUCUUGCAGAGAAGGGUGAACUGUCUACUGACAAGCCAGUCAAAAUAAAAAUCUGUGGCGAUGGAGCGCGAAUGACAAGACUGACCAACUUUGUCAUACUCAGUUACAGCCUCCUUGAUGAUAAUGAUAAUCUGUUAAAUGCUAGAGGUACCCACACUAUUGCCAUAAUGAGUGGGUCAGAGUGCUAUGCAUCCUUCAAGGCAAAUCUCAAAGAUUCUUGGGAUGAAAUAAAUAAAGUGAUAGCUGAUGGUAAAGUGGCAAUAAACCAAGGACAAGAAGUACCUGUUGAAAUUUAUCUUGGUGGGGAUUAUAAGUUUCUUUUAUUAGCUAGUGGCAGGUCAGCUGCAAACUCCAUCUAUGCUUGGUUGUGGUGUAAGAUCCCCAAAGAUCAAAGAUGGGACAUGUCCAAGCCAGGAGACUUUUACAGCAAACCCCCCAUGGCAUUCACUUUGGCAGAUGUAAAAAAGCAUGCUACUUUAACUGAGUUCUGCUGCAUUAACCAACCUCUAUUAAACAUACCUCUCCAUUGCAUUGUCCUCGAUGAGCUUCAUCUCCUCCUUAGAAUCACUGACGUUCUGGUAUGCAAUCUGAUUGAGGAUGCCAUGGAGUGGGAUGAUCAAGAAGAUUUUUUAAAGAAGAGAGGAGAGCCUAAAGGCUGUCAGUUAAGACAUCUCACACACGUGAUAAACAGUUGUGGCAUUACAUUUGCUGUGUGGGAGAAGAAAGAUGGCGAUGGAAAGAGGAUGGGUAAAAUGGAUUGGACGUCUGAUGGGGGAUGAAAGAAAAAAAUUACUCAAAAAUCUUCCUGCAAAAUUGGAGCGCUCAAAGGAUUCCAUCCUCUGUAAUACUGCCCAGACAGUUAUUAAAAUAUGGAAGGUAUUUUUCUGAGCCCUACAUAUAAUCCAUCAAAUAUUUCUGCUUGUGUGCGAUUGGUCUAAAUGCACCUCGCGACCUAAUAUUCCG